Messenger RNA from Polistes dominula (European paper wasp), 1872 nucleotides. RefSeq lists its product as uncharacterized. NCBI's taxonomy places the organism in Eukaryota, Metazoa, Arthropoda, Insecta, Hymenoptera, Vespidae. The record is from RefSeq and is a predicted model, not a curated record.
UUGCUUCGAAAUAUGAUGAAGGACAAAAUAAAUGACGCAAGUAUGGCCUUGGACUCGACCGUCAGGAGUCAGGAUUCUAGCGAUUCGAACGAAUCUAAGGAAUUUAGCAAUGCCGGUUCUAAGCCGGAAAGUUGCAUGGAAUCUAAACACUCCAAAGAGAUAUUGAUAUCGGAUAAACAACAUAAACAACAGCAACAUCAGCCACAUGCUAGACAACAAAACGACGAGGAGGAAACGAAAUUGCGUAACGCGCAACACGGAGACGAUUCUAAUCUUCUCAUGUUCACAUCUUGCGGUCAAUUAUUGUUAGGUAUCGUCUUGGUCGUGUUCGGUGUUUUGGUAUUGGUCCAUGGCGCUUCGUUAGGAGGAUCAGGUGCAGGAUUAUGGGCAGGAACAGGUGCAUUGGUGGCCGGAGCAUUAGGAGUACUUGCAGCUUUGGCUAGUUCAUCCGGAAGGACAAAUUCUGGAUUUUCUACAGCUCAUUUAGCUUCAAGCUUGGUCGCUCUUGCGCUUUCCAACAUGGCUGCCAUCACGGCCCUGACAGCGGUCGUCAGGGACUCUCAAAGGACUCCGGAAACGACCCUUUUUACGCUUCCUGGCGAAGAGAACAAUAUAUUGGAAAUAGAAGGAGGUUGGGCCGGUCUCUUGGCAAGCAUAGGUUUGCUGAUCGGUAGUGUCGCGGAAUUACUCAUCUCAGGCUACACCUGUUUGACCUUAACACCAAAACUCUGUAGCUGUUUGAGAUCGAAUCCAGCUGACGAGAUCGGUUGCGUUGAUGGUCGACUGAAGACACGUAAUAUGGUUCAACAAUGGGUUGUCGCACAAAAUCACGUGCCGAAGAACCAACCGAUUUAUGUGGUUCAACCGGUGAUGCCUGUCCAUCCCUUGAUACGAACACCUUACGGAGUACCACCACCACCCGGUGCACCAGGAAAGUAUCCAGGAGGAUUUAUUUCAGCGACACCAAUUGCUAUACCACCAACACCAUACGGCCCAGUCUCCGUAAUUUCUCACAUGCCGCCUUACGUUCAACGACCACCAUCGCAAAUGAUUCGACUGAAACAUAAACGUCACAAUCAAUCGGAACAAGGGGACACCGUUGAAAGGAAAGGGCGCAAAGAAACGGAAGGAAAAAAUGAAUUCAAAAGAAUAUCAUCGAUAAGUGAAGAUCAAGUUGACCUGGCACAGACCUAUACCGGUUUAGAUAAAAGAAUUUCCGAAGAAUUUAUCUCCAUAGCAAUGGAUCCAGAUAGAAAGUCUAAAGCUUCGAGUCAUCAUGGCAGCGAAGUUGGUAUCCCUAAGAAUACGUGAAAACUGACCAACUCGAUGCUCGAUUAAAUUCGUUGUGUCGAGUAUAAAACGUCGUUGGGAUCAAAUAAUUUCAUAGCUUUCUUCGCGUGCAUGCGAAAGAAAGAAAAAGAAAGAGAGAUUAAGUAAGAAGCAAGAAAGAAUUCCAUCAGACGGCACACUUAGUUCUCUCUCGCAUUUCUUUUUGAUACCAUCGGUAUUAUUCCAUUUAUAAACUUUCCAAAGUACACAUAGAAACGUAAAUUAUUUUCUACAUUAGUUAUUCGUAUUGACGAAUUUUUACGUAUGUUGAUUUAACGACGAAACAAUUUCAAGUAUUACUAUUCCAAUUCGAUUCUGUCGGUUGCUCGAACAAAUGAGAUUUUAGAUUAGAUUUUUUAUAUCCCAAAUCUCUAGUUAUUUGUACACCUAUCCCUUUUUUUCUUAUUUUUUUUUUUACUACGAUAGGCAUGUACUUAGUUUUGUGUAGAUUCUGUCAUGUAUAUACGUUUACAAAUGAUAAUAAUAAUAAUUAAUUAAUUUUAAUUAUAGUAAUAAUGUUGAGAUUAAUAUAAUAACGUUAAU